This is a messenger RNA of Rhipicephalus microplus (southern cattle tick), 2180 nucleotides long. RefSeq lists its product as uncharacterized. The record is from RefSeq and is a predicted model, not a curated record. NCBI's taxonomy places the organism in Eukaryota, Metazoa, Arthropoda, Arachnida, Ixodida, Ixodidae. Gene Ontology annotation, cellular component: endomembrane system.
UGUUGUAAUGUUGACGACGCAGUCAUGUCUCGUACCGGUAGGCCCUUUCGGUUCGAAAAUACUCUAUUGCUUCGCGAUCACGGCGUUCCUGCUGUGCGAUGGUGCAUCUGCGUGGACCCAGGAGGACCUUGAGCUCUUCGACGUUGUCGAAGACGUGAACGAGAACUUCUACACAUUCCUCGGUCUGUCCCCAGACGUGGACACAGCGGGAAUCAAGAAGGCGUACAGGAAACUGUCCCUUCAGUUCCACCCUGACAAGAACAAGGAGGAAGGAUCGGAAGAGAAGUUCCGUAAGAUCGUCGCCGUCGUAGAGAUACUGAAGGAUGAAGAGAAGAGGAAAAAGUACGACGCGGUGCUGGAAAAUGGCCUGCCUGACUGGAGGCAGCCCGUGUACUAUUACAGGCGAGUGCGCAAGAUGGGUAUCGCCGAGCUCUCAUUCUUCCUCGUUGUGCUGCUCACGCUGGGGCAGCACGUUGUGGCGUGGGCUGCCUACUGGGAGCGAAAGUUCGAGCUGGAAGAGACCGUGCUGGCCAAGUUCAAGCGCAAAGAGCGCAAGUCGAAGAAGCUAACGGCCGUCGAGGACGAGAUUCGUGCCUCGUACAUCGAUAGUCUUGGCAAGCCGAGUUACCUGGACCUUCUUAUAGUGCGUUUCAUUGUGUUUCUCGGCUGGGCCGUGUGGAACUCGCCUACACUUGUGCGGCAGGGUUUCGAGAAAAUCCAGGAACGCCGCAGCCGAGCCACGCUCGAGGAAGAGAGAACGAGCGACGAGGAGUCGUGCGACGAGGCAUCGGAGCGGGAGCGCAAGCCUCGGAGACGGGCGCGAGUUAUACCCGAGGCCGGCGAGUUGCCUCUCGCGGCGGGCCCCGCGAUUCCGGCGCUCGACACCUGCGCGACGGUUCCCGAGGUCCGAAGCAACGACCGAGGCGCCGUUCGCAAGACACCCUGGGGCGAGGAAGACACCGUGGCCCUUAUCAGAGCCAUGAAGAAGUACCCAACCGGCACCGUGGACCGGUGGCAGAAGAUCGCGGACCUGUUGAACCGCAGCCAGGACGAAGUCAUGUCGGUAAUGAAGCAGCUCCGGAACUUUCCCGUCGCCAACGUUGUGCCACACUCCCAGGGAGUUACGGGAGAAGACUACCACAGUUUAGACGAAAACGCGGCGCGCCCGGAAGGCAAGCCUAGUCUGCCUCCGCCGACGCUUGCCGAAAACCAGCCUAGGGCUGUGCCACCGCUUGCUCAAAGGGUCGCCGACUGGAGCCAAGAACAGCAGAAGUGCAUGGAAGCUGCGCUUCAGAUGUUCCCAAAGGGAACCGAAGAUCGCUGGGACCGUAUAGCCGAGGCUGUUCCCGGCAAGUCCAAGGAGGAGUGUAUGCUCAGGUUCAAGUUUCUCGUUGAGCAACUGAAACGAAGAAAGGUUGAGAAGUCUAAAAUGAGUUAACAGUGCAUUUGCUUGUUUUAUGUUGAUGAAAUAUAUUUAUUUUCUAAUAGCUUUUUCCCCACUGUGAGAAUAAGAAAUGAACACACUCAUGUGCACUAAUUGGUAUGCCAUAUAGGGUGUAUGCACCUGACAUCAUCGGCGAAGAUCCCUAGCGUCGAGACCGCCAUUUUGGCGGUCCGCGCACUCGUCAAACGCACAAACAUCUAUCUCGCUGUGUGCGCUGUGUCCAAGAUCCGUACGGCAACUUGUUUAGAGAUAUCCAAAACACCUCCUGCAUGCCGAAGCGUAGACAGCAGGACGGCGAGUACGAAUGGACCAUUGAAAUGGCGUGGCAAUGGUGUUGCCCCCUUGCAGAUCAAGGCUCAGUGCAUGCCCCCUAUACGGUACAAAGAUUUACAGGAACAUGCAUCCUUGAAGUGAUUAACUGUGGUAGAACAAGACAUGUCGCUGAAGACAUACAUUAUGAUGAGAGAACUUGUCUUGCUUAGAAAUAAUUGAAACAUUUGUUUCUGUGAUGGUCUUUGUCCUACCAAAAGUAGUCAUUCACAGCUUACAUGUUGAUUGCUUCGAUUAUGUGGCUCACGAUGCUAGUGCAGCAAGCCUGCUGCAUAGUCAAAGAGGACUUAUCUUCGCAAUGCAGGAAAAGCAAUAGGGACAGAGCUGUUGCUAAUGUACUCCUACAUGCAGCAAUACAAUUUGGAAAGCAUUUUGCACAUCUUUGGUAAAUGAAGGCUCAUCAGCA